Messenger RNA from Zootoca vivipara (common lizard), 2638 nucleotides. It is a transcript of the gene ELMOD1, whose product is annotated as ELMO domain containing 1. Gene Ontology annotation, molecular function: GTPase activator activity. The record is from RefSeq and is a predicted model, not a curated record. NCBI's taxonomy places the organism in Eukaryota, Metazoa, Chordata, Lepidosauria, Squamata, Lacertidae.
GUGCGGGGUCGCCUAGCGACCAGCAAUCAAUUAAUCAUGGCGAGCAGCGCGAGCUCCCGGGGCGCCGCGCUCGUCCUGCACCCAGGUCCGCCAUCUGCACCAGCCAAACCGAGCAGAUGGGCGGAGAGGAGGGAGUAGUUGGCGUGGCCGAGUUGCGGCUAUUGAUCGUGGCUUCUGGCAUCCGUGCUGGUGGUGGGGUCUGUUUUCAUUGAUGGUUCCUGGUUGAUUUGCCGGCGAGGCUCGUUGGGUGUUUCUGACAAGCUGCUAAAUACUCCUGGCGUUUCCUUUCAGUUGAGGGUGGGCAGGCGAGGAAGCAUAUUUAACUUCUGGAGAAAACAUUGCUUGUGAUCAGCUGAGGAUAGUUCCUGAAAGUGAAAGAACUGAAGAACAAAAACACCAAAAUGAAGCACUUCCUGAGAAGAUCUACAAUGUCAUAAGUUUAAGAUGGACGAGUAGUGUGUCAUUUAAAGAAUGUUUGUCCAGGUUUGCCUGUACUUCUAUUGCAAAUGCAUAUGGCGCUGUCUGAAAUUCGUGGUGAGGAAACUGACGGGACGCUGCGAGUUGCAAAGGAUCUGCUACAGCACAAAGCCAGGCGCUGGCAGAACUAUGAAAAUCGAAUCGUCACUGAGAAGUUCAAAAAACAAGUUGCUCCAGAAUUCCGUCAGUGUUCAUCCAGAUGCUAUUGAAAAAACUAUAGAUACCAUCAUGGAACUGAAGAGGAUUAAUCCAGAUGUAAACCCGCAGCUGGGUGUCUCCCUGCAGGCCUGCCUCCUACAGAUUGUAGGGUACAGGAAUUUGAUUGCAGAGGUUGAAAAACUGCGCAGAGAGCCCUAUGAUUCUGAGGAUCCCCAGCAUGAAGAAAUGCUUCUGAAGCUAUGGAAAUGCUUGAAACCUGAUUUCCCAUUGGAAGCUCGGAUUUCCAAGCAGUGGUGUGAAAUUGGUUUCCAAGGUGAUGAUCCUAAAACAGAUUUCAGAGGAAUGGGCCUCCUGGGGUUGUAUAACUUAUUAUAUUUUGCUGAAUGUGAUGCUGCUGCAGCUCAGCAAAUCCUCUCUGACUCCCUUCAACCAAAAUACAGGGAAGUCACUAAAGAGGAGCUAAGCAAAUUCAGCAAGGCUGAGUGGGAGAAGAAAAAGUUUGAUAAGGCCAUUGGCUACUCUUUUGCUAUUGUUGGCAUUAAUAUCACAGACCUUGCAUACAACCUGCUUGUGAGCGGUGCUCUGAAAACACACUUCUACAAUGUUGCUCCAGAGGCUCCAACGUUAUCCCAUUUCCAACAGACAUUCUGCUAUCUGAUGCACGAAUUCCAUAAAUUCUGGAUUGAGGAGGACCCCCUGGACAUCAUGGAGUUCAACCGCGUGCGAGAGAAGUUCCAUAAGCGCAUUCUCAAACAGCUCCAGAAUCCGAAUAUGGCCCUCUGCCCUCACUUCGCUGCCUCAGAAAGCCUGAUCAACCUGUAGCCGUGAAACUUGGUUUGGUUUUUUGAAAACACUGCCUCAUUCUUGUGUUAUGCCACCAUCCUAGAGAUAAAUCGCUAAUGUAUUGAAUGACCAUAGUGAUGGCAUGCAUGCUUCUUGGUGCAGUAUUCAUCUCUCUUUUUCCAGCCAACUCCUCAUACUGCUUCUUCCAAGGGUUUUUUUUUGUCAUAAAGAUGGGAGAGAUCAUAUUGCAGUGUUAAGACAUUAUGAAUUGAUGUCCUGUAUGAAGAAGUUUGUUUGUUUUUCCUGGUUUUUUUUAGACUUUCCCCACCACCCCACUCCUUGUGCCACCCCAUCAUUCAGCAUUUAAUUAAAGAACGGCAUUUCUCUAGCUGUUGGGGGUGUUUUGUAUAUGUGGAAUAUUUGAGUUGAAAAUUUGUAUUUGUGGACUGCUUUUGUUCUAUGAUAGCUAAGAACGUUUUUUUUUAAUUAAAAAAACACAAAGUAUGAUGCAGCUGAAGGGGUGUGCUUUUAAAGGUCCCAUCCCCAGUGAAAUCAGUGAGGCUGAAAAGCACUUAACUUCGGCUGAAUUGUGUCCUGUUUUUGUACAAUAUUUAGAAGGCAGCAUAUGUGACUUGCACCUCAUGCCAACAUAGUACGUUAAAGGCGAAGACUUUUUAUCUCUCUCUCCAAGCAACCAUGCAUGUUUCAUGCAGUUUUUUAAAAAAAUAAUGUUUAUGAUUAAAAUGUGUAAAUACAGUUGGCAUACGCAGGACGUGAGAUGAAGCUGAGCUGACAAUCUGGGAACCUGUGUGUUGAGCAAGUUUGAGAACACUGACCACAUUGUGAUAGCAAAGACCAAAAACUAAAUAAAUAAAUACACCAAUUAUUAUAUGAGUAUCCAAGGAGGGUUUGUUUUCUCACAAGUUUGCAUUAGCCUACAGUUCAGCCUACUCCUGUUAUCAUGGCCAAAUUGAAAUAGCACUGCUUUGAAAAUGCAGAGCUAAUAACAUGCAUUUCUAGGUGACAGAAUGUGACACAAAUUGAUCAUGUGUGUGCUUGGUUGCUUUAGGGGGGACCAAAACACACACACACCCCACACACAAAUCUAUAUUUUCUUCAUUUUUGAAGUAUUGGAUUUUAGGCCGAGAGGAAUCAAUUAACAAAGAGGCAUCGAAGAAAACAACGUAACUGGUGGUUAAGCAUUGGACAAAGCGACUUU